AUGAACAUUGUGCAGGGUUUCAGUUCCCGAUGGGGUGAAGAUGGUAAAAGUGAUGCCCUCUCACCUCGAAUGGCAUAUAUGGAUGGGGAUACUGGGUCGCUUGAUGUCAAUCCACUCCCGGGGAACCACCGCAAAGGGCUCAUCGCGGUCUUCAUUAUGGCCAUCCUCUCGAUAAUUACUACUCUGGUGUUAAUUUCCUUCAUCACAUACCGCCUGGUCUUCUGGCGCUCAAGCUACAAACGAUACAUCGGCUACAAUCAAUACGUCGUCCUCAUCUUUAACCUUGUUCUUGCCGACUUUCAGCAGUCUCUAGCGUUCUUGAUCUGUAUCAAGUGGUAUGCGGACAAUAAAAUCGAAGCAUCGACAUCAGCUUGCUUUCUCCAAGGAUUUUGGCUGCAGAUUGGAGACCCAGCGAGUGGAAUCUUCGUCCUCGCCAUCGCAUUCCAUACCUUCCUUAUAGUUGCGUUGGGUCAGAAAAUGAGCCAUCGGGUGUUCGUUGCAUUUGUGGUUGGUCUCUGGGCGUUUAUUGCGGUCCUCGUCAUCAUUCCACUGGCGGCCCAUGGACGAUAUGUCUUUGUUCCAUCUGGUGCUUGGUGUUGGAUCAGCGAAAAGUACGAACCCAUACGCCUUUGGACACAUUACCUGUGGAUCUUCUUGGCCGAGUUUGGUACAGUGUGUCUAUACGCAGUCCUGUGGUUCCAGCUCCGUCAACGCAUCAAGCAGUCUGCUAUCCUGGGAAGCAGCCAUUUGGAAAGUUUAAAACGCCUCCGUCGGGUUGUUGGAUACAUGGUGAUCUAUCCCAUCGCGUAUAUUAUCCUGUCACUCCCUCUUGCAGCGGGUCGUAUGGCAACAGCGCAAGGGAAAACGCCAAGUAUAGUUUACUUUUGUAUUGCCGGGGCAUUGAUCACAAGCUCCGGCCUGGUCGAUGUUUUGCUUUAUACCCUGACUCGAAAGAAUCUGAUCCUAGAAUCAGAACCGAGCGCUGAUCGCAGUUAUAAUCGAUUCACCAGCGGCAACGGCAAGAAUCGUGGAGCCGAUACCCAUCUGGCUACUAUCACUGCGGAUCCUAAACAUUUGCGGACGGAUAUCAGCGUUCUCCAAACAAGGCAAGACGGUGAUGAAGACGAUUCACCGCACGGCUCGACAGACAACAUUGUCCAAAACUCUGGCGGCAUAGUGAAUUCCAUGGGCAAGGUGUACCAGCAUACUACAAUUGAGAUUACCUCCGAGCCUGCAUUUCCUUCUAGCCCGGGUGCCAGUGACCGAUCGAGUCGAGACACGCUGCGGCCUAGGGGAAACAACUCUGGACCGGCAGUGGGCAUGUGGGGGAGGUGA
This is a messenger RNA of Aspergillus ochraceoroseus IBT 24754, 1335 nucleotides long. RefSeq names its product protein gprC (gene gprC). NCBI's taxonomy places the organism in Eukaryota, Fungi, Ascomycota, Eurotiomycetes, Eurotiales, Aspergillaceae. Gene Ontology annotation, molecular function: G protein-coupled receptor activity. The coding region runs from base 1 to 1335 and encodes 444 amino acids. Gene Ontology annotation, cellular component: plasma membrane. The transcript is spliced from 2 exons. Gene Ontology annotation, biological process: cell surface receptor signaling pathway; adenylate cyclase-activating G protein-coupled receptor signaling pathway. The record is from RefSeq and is a predicted model, not a curated record.